AUGAGCGAUGUGUCGAUGAAGAAGGUUGUGGAAGUGGAAGAUGCCGCAGAAGUAGGGCCUCCUCGUAAGCGGGUGAAAUUCUACCAUUUCGCCGAGGAGGUCCUCUUCGAGGUUGUUGAAGGACCGCGGAAGGGAUACAAGAGGACGAGAGUGAACGGGCCGGAGAUUAGGAAGGUGAAGACGGAAUUGAGCGAGUCGCCGACGAAGAGAAGAAGACCGAAGGAGGUGCCGCAGGAGGAGAUGCACGCCGCGUUCGGACCCGAUGCCGAGCCUGUUGAACUUGACAUGACACCACACAGCUACUUCUGCUACCGAUCUGGUGCGGUGCUGCCCGCGGUGUCCGUGCAAUCCCCGCACGUGCACCAACUACGACCUGGAGCGGGAGCAGCAACGGCGGUCGGCGAAAGCAUCGAGGGCCGAGCGAAGGCGCACGGCGAAUCGAGAGUGGGCCGCGAUGGAACCCGUGACAGAGGGGAUGGCGGAGCAGGAGCGACGGUUGGCGGAGAAGGCGGCGGCGGCGGCGUUGGUGAAGCCGAGGUGGAGCGUGUUUUCGGAGGAGGAUGA
Caenorhabditis bovis is the source of this 564-nucleotide messenger RNA. NCBI's taxonomy places the organism in Eukaryota, Metazoa, Nematoda, Chromadorea, Rhabditida, Rhabditidae. The record is from the annotation of a GenBank genome assembly.